Molecule: messenger RNA, 249 nt
Organism: Emiliania huxleyi CCMP1516
Lineage: Eukaryota; Haptophyta; Isochrysidales; Noelaerhabdaceae
Exons: 4
Coding region: 1-249 (82 amino acids)
Source: RefSeq, a predicted model, not a curated record
AUGCUGCCGGCCAAGCUGCGCGCGUGGGCAAAGUGCGGCGCGUGGCGGGCGCCGCAGCGCGCCUGCCCCCCCUGUUGGCUGGGGCGCUCGCCGCCGGUGCCGCGCCUGGACCUCUCCUUCGUCACGCACCUCUUCCUUGUCAACCCGAUCGACGACGAGGCGCGGCUCGCGCAGGUCGUCGCGCGCGCUCACCGGAUGGGCGCCACCGCGCCGGUGCUGGUGGAGCCGAUGCUGCUCUGGGACGACUAG